AUGGCGUCGUUCUCAAAGUUUAAGGAUAAUGAAGCUGACAUCGAGGUCACUUGGGAUGGCCCAGAUGAUCCGGCCUGUCCUAUGAAUUGGUGUUCUGGAAAGAAACUGAAAUGUUUGAUAUUAUAUGGUUCUUCUACCAUGUGUGCGACCUUUACAUCAUCUAUCUUCUCCUCAUCAGCUGGAUUCGUCGCGAGGGAUUAUCAUAUAUCAGAAGAAGUCGCCUUACUUGGACUUUCACUCUUCAUCCUUGGAUUCUCACUCGGACCGAUAUUCUUUGGACCCGUUUCGGAAGUUUAUGGAAGAAAGUUAGCGAUUGUACCUCCUCUUUUUAUCUUCAUCUGUUUCUCAGCGGCUACAGCUACAGCCCAAGAUCUUCAAACAAUUUUCAUCACUCGUUUCUUCGCUGGAGUGUUCGGUUCUGCGCCGGUUACCAUCGUCGGUGGCGGACUAGCAGAUAUUUAUAAUCAACGACAAAGAGGUUCUGCCAUUGUUGUGUAUUCACUUUGUAUCGUCGGAGGUCCCACAGUAGCUCCCAUCAUCGGUAUAGCCGUUUCUCAAGCGUUGUCAUGGAGAUGGACAGCCUAUAUUCCAGUCAUCCUCACAUCCAUCAUUACUUCCCUAGAUUUUUUCUUCCUCCCCGAAACUUCUCAUGCUAGUAUCUUGACGGAGAAGGCUAGACGGAUAAGGUUAAGGACGAAAAGAUGGGGUUUACAUUCUGCACACGAAGAGAAAGAUCUUUCUUUGAAGAACUUCUUUCAUAAGAUGUUAAUUAUCCCUUUGAAAAUGUGGAUAACAGUGAAAGGUCGGCUGGUCAGUAUGUUAACGAUCAGAUAUGGUGGUUUCGCAUAUGGUAUAUUAUACAUGCUUUUCGCUGCUGUACCCAUCAUUUACGGUCAACAAAGAGGAUGGAAACCAGUACCUACCACAUUACCAAUCUUAGGAGUUUUAAUAGGAACUUUAGUUGCAGCAGCGAUAAAUUGGAUUUACUCUGAAAAAUACUUUGCAAGAUAUCUCGAUACACACGGUGGGAAAGCACCACCUGAAAGAAGAUUACCACCAAUGAUGAUUGGUGCCGUUGCUUUUCCCAUAGGUUUCUUUUUGACCGGAUGGACGAGUCAAAGUUCUGUUCAUUGGUUUCCAUCGGUAUUGGGAUUAGGUUUUGUAGGUAUGAGUUUUUUGUUGAUUCUUCAAUCCGGUAUGAAUUAUUUGAUUGAUGCUUAUACUUCCCAUGCUGCUUCUGCUGUUGCCGCAUACACAUUCAGCAGAUCUAUUCUAGGUGCUGCUAUGCCUCUCAUAGCUUCUCCAUUACUGAACAAUCUCGGAACUCAAUGGGCGUGUACUUUAUUAGGAUGUUUGGCAAUAUUACUCGGUAUCACGCCAUUCCUCUUUUAUCGAUAUGGAAGUUAUCUCCGAUCCAUAAGUCGAUUCGCUCCUCAUAAAUCAUGA
Messenger RNA from Tremella mesenterica DSM 1558, 1446 nucleotides. RefSeq lists its product as uncharacterized. Bases 1 to 1446 code for a protein of 481 amino acids. The record is from RefSeq and is a predicted model, not a curated record. Gene Ontology annotation, biological process: transmembrane transport. Gene Ontology annotation, molecular function: transmembrane transporter activity. NCBI's taxonomy places the organism in Eukaryota, Fungi, Basidiomycota, Tremellomycetes, Tremellales, Tremellaceae. The transcript is spliced from 11 exons.